Molecule: messenger RNA, 3189 nt
Organism: Phycomyces blakesleeanus NRRL 1555(-)
Lineage: Eukaryota; Fungi; Mucoromycota; Mucoromycetes; Mucorales; Phycomycetaceae
Exons: 17
Coding region: 1-3189 (1062 amino acids)
Biological process (GO): calcium ion transmembrane transport; intracellular calcium ion homeostasis
Cellular component (GO): membrane; intracellular membrane-bounded organelle
Molecular function (GO): P-type calcium transporter activity; ATP hydrolysis activity; ATP binding
Source: RefSeq, a predicted model, not a curated record
AUGAGUAACAUUGAUGCAUCAGCUCCUCUUCUCCAGCACAAGCAGCACUUUUCUAUCUCAACAGACCAGCUGUGUGAUCUGAUUGAUUCUAGACAGCAAUCAUCAUUAGAGAGACUGGGUGGAACAAAGACAAUAUGCGACGCAUUGGAGGUUGAUCCUACCAUUGGUUUGUUGCCAGACGAAUCGUUUGACCCCUGCUAUGGUGUCAUCAAAUCUCGUCCAGAUGAAGAGGGAUUUGCAGACCGAAAGAGAGUCUUUGGCCGAAAUACCAUCCCAGAUGCACCACCAAAAUCAUUAUUAUUUCUGGUCUGGCAAGCAUACAACGAUCAAACUCUAAUUAUGUUGACCAUAGCAGCCAUUGUGUCACUAGUGGCUGGCUUUUGGAAUGAUAUGUCUGAUAACCAUCCCAAAGAUGAACCAAAGAUUGGAUGGGUCGAUGGUGUAGCCAUUCUUGCAGCCGUUGCUGUAGUAAUCAUUACAAGCAAGUCAAUUCAAAUAACCAAUCAUCAUGCAAUCAAUGACUAUGAAAAAGAAAAGCAAUUCAGAAAACUCAAUGCCAAAAAGGAAGACCGUCCAGUAAAGGUACUGCGAAGAGGAAUGACCCAGCAGGUUCACGUCUGUGAUAUUGUUGUGGGUGAUAUAAUGUUUAUUGAGCCCGGUGAUAUGAUUACGGUCGAUUGUUUGUAUCUUGAGGGACAUAAUGUUCAUUGUGAUGAAUCUACUGCAACUGGAGAAUCAAGAACAGUCAAGAAAUCUAGUUUCCAGAACGGAGGGGACUGCUUCUUGUUAAGUGGCACCAAGAUCCUGCAAGGAGUGGCAAAGGUCGUCGUCGUUGCUGUCGGGGUGCAUUCAUUUUACGGUCGGGCCAUGACGCUUAUGAGAAAUGCCGAAGAAGAACAGACGCCUUUACAGGCAAAGCUCAACACACUUGCUGAUCAGAUUGCAAAAUUUGGAUGCAUUGCUGCUGGUUUGAUGCUAAUUGUUCUCGUAUUGAAACUAGUCGUUCAAAGCGUUUGGAGUGGUCAUUGGUUACCUCCCACUGAAUUGACAGCGGAAUUGGUUGGCAUCGUUAUCCAGGCAAUCACUAUCAUUGUUGUAGCUGUACCUGAGGGACUUCCAAUGGCCGUCACCUUGGCUUUAGCGUUUGCCACUACUGAAAUGUUAAAGGACAAUAAUUUGGUGCGACAUUUAUCUGCAUGUGAAACUAUGGGUAACGCAACUGCUGUAUGUUCCGACAAGACUGGUACCCUUACCGAGAAUAAGAUGACGCUUGUGAGGGCAAGUGUGGGCCAACACCAAUUCGUGAAACCUUCGGAGAUUCCUGGCUGGCAGUUGCAAGCAAACCCUAUGGUACUGGGCUUGGCGGUCGAGGGCAUUUCGGUCAAUUCGACUGCAGUAGAAGGCAUUUCUCUCAAAGGUCACUUGCAGAUAGUUGGUUCAACAACAGAGCGUGCCUUGCUUGAGUUUAUCCGAAGACUAGGAUAUGAUUACCAUCAACAAAGAGCUUCUAGUAGAUUAGCCUCUGUUUAUCCAUUCAAUUCAACCGCAAAAUCUAUGACUAGUAUCAUUGAGAUUAACGAGAGCAAUGUAAAAUCUCCUGAUCAGUCGUACUACAGACAAUACACAAAGGGCGCAACCGAAACUAUCAUCAAAAACUGUACACACUACAUUGACGCACAAGGCGAAAUUCAAAUUCUGGACGCCAAUACUAGAUUAGAGCAUGAAAUUCGCUUAAACGAAUACGCCAAAAAAGCCCUUCGUACUCUAGGUCUUGCCUACCGUCUUGAUCCUGAUAAUGCACCAGUGACAAACCUUGUCUUGAUUGGAAUUGUCGGUAUACAGGAUCAACUUCGACCAGGAGUAAUUGAGUCUGUUCAAGCAUUCAGACGUGCCGGUGUAUUCAUUCGCAUGAUUACAGGUGAUAAUCUGGAAACUGCAAAGGCAAUUGGAAAGGAAUGUGGUAUCUUGACACCAGGUGGAGUUGCUAUGACUGGCCCAGAGUUCCGUGCACUUUCUUCUACUGAACAGCUCAAAGUACUUCCUCGCCUUCAAAUCCUUGCCCGCUCUUCUCCUAUUGACAAGACGAUUGUUGUGUCAAGGCUCCAGGCUCUAGAUGAGAUUGUGGCCAUGACAGGGGAUGGUACAAACGACGGUCCUGCUCUCAAGAUGGCCAAUGUUGGAUUUGCAAUGGGCGUCAGUGGAACCGAGGUUGCCAAAGAAGCAUCUGACAUUAUCCUGAUGGACGACAACUUUUCUUCGAUCCUCCAGGCUCUCAAGUGGGGCCGAGCAGUGAACGACGGCGUACGAAAAUUCCUGACCUUUCAGCUCACGGUCAACAUUGCCGCAGUCGUUCUGUCGUUCGUGAGUGCGCUAGUGUCUGAAACUUCAGAAAGUAUCCUCAGUGCUGUCCAGCUCCUGUGGGUCAACAUGAUCAUGGACACUUUUGCCGCAUUGGCACUGGCUACCGAGCCACUGACGAAUGAUCUUGUUGAUCGCAAGCCGCUCAGAAAGGAUAGCAGUCUGAUAAACUGGCGCAUGAGUCGUAUGAUUGUCGGACAGGCCGUCUUUCAGAUCGUGAUCAACCUUGUCCUGCUGUUUCACGGAGCAGAAGUAUUCGGUCUCACCGAUUCUGAUGCGGACACAAAGAUUUUGCGCACAAUGGUGUUUAAUGUGUUUGUGUUCAUGCAAGUAUUCAACGAGCUCAACUGCAGACGUAUUGAUGACAAUAUCAAUGUUUUCCGAGGUAUCCGGCACGACUUUUUGUUCCUGGUGAUGCAGACUUUGGUAGUUGUCAGCCAGGUAGCAAUCAUUACCUGGGGUGGUAUGGCCUUCAAGACCGUGUCUCUGACGGCUACCCAAUGGCUUUUUACUAUUGGCAUUGGCGCCAUUUCUUUACCGGUCGGCACAUUGAUUCGUCUCUUGCCCAGUCAGAUGCCUUACCUGUGGAGUGAGAACAAGGAUGAUGAAUUUGUACAUGUGGUGAGCUACCCAAGACUCUUGUGGGAAUCAGCCAUUACCAGAAUCCUUCAGAGCAUCAAGUCAUUCUCUUCUGGUCCAAAGUCAUCCGCUGCUGCUAUUGCAAGAGCAGCGGCAGAAGAAGGGGAAUAUAUCACGGAUGAUUUAAAAGUCGGUGAACCUUCAUAUUACUAUGGCCAUGGCGUAACAGAUGCGGCCAGAAAAAAGUCAUAA